Messenger RNA from Ziziphus jujuba (common jujube), 2779 nucleotides. RefSeq names its product 6-phosphofructo-2-kinase/fructose-2,6-bisphosphatase. The record is from RefSeq and is a predicted model, not a curated record. Gene Ontology annotation, cellular component: cytosol. Lineage: Eukaryota; Viridiplantae; Streptophyta; Magnoliopsida; Rosales; Rhamnaceae. The transcript has 23 exons. Gene Ontology annotation, biological process: fructose metabolic process; fructose 2,6-bisphosphate metabolic process. Gene Ontology annotation, molecular function: starch binding; 6-phosphofructo-2-kinase activity; fructose-2,6-bisphosphate 2-phosphatase activity. The coding region runs from base 310 to 2586 and encodes 758 amino acids.
GAAGCACAGUCAACUUUAAACGCCCGUCACAAAAAAAAAAAAAAAGCAAUCGCGAUUUUUAUUUUUCCGUCGAUUCUCCAUCUCUCACUUCGUAUUCUAUCCAAUCCUCCGCAAAUUUCCAAAAUCUCAGCCUCAAAAAGUAAAAAUUUUUCUUAAGUUUUUUGGAUUGUAUGCUAACUCUGGCUAUGUAAUUCGUCAUUAUCAAAGCUUCGGAUAUCAACUUGGAAGUGUUUGGAAGCUGAGAAAAUUAGGAAAAAAAAAAAAAAAAGUAUCUUUGGGUGGAGUUGACAGAAAAGGGAACGAGUGAGUAUGGGUACGAGUGCGUCGAAGAGUACGGACGGUGGUUCACAUGGAGGUGAAGGGCUGGAGGAGGAAAACCUAGACCAUGCAGGUGGGCAGCUCUAUAUAUCGUUGAAGAUGGAGAAUUAUAAACUCAAAGGCGAGCUCAUUCCUCAUGUCUAUGGUUCAGUUCCUAUCGUUGGUUCUUGGGAUUCCUCUAAAGCUCUUUCUAUGGAACGCGAAUCGGCGUCAAUGUGGGAAUUGAGCUUUGUUGUUCCCCCAAAUCACGAAACCUUGGAUUUCAAGUUCCUUUUGAAGCCAAAGUACAACAGUUCACCUUGUGUGGUUGAGGAGGGUCCAAACCGUCAGCUCAUUGGAGGAACUUUGCAGGGUGAUGCAAGGCUGGCUAUUUUUAGGCUGAACAAUGAUGAGGUUCUUGAGUAUCGGGUGUUCAUUCUAGCAGACAGGGUAUCACCAUUUGAUCUUGCAGCUAGUUGGAGGGCUUAUCAGGAGAACCUCAGGCCUUCAUCUGUUCGCGGGAUUCCUGAUGUCAGUAUAGAUUCAGUGCCAGGGAGGGGUGCUGAGAAUGGCUCUGCAGCUACUUUGGAGCUGGAUCUUGAACAUUAUGUUGUUCCAGCUCCGUCUACUUCUGCCAAUUCAGGUCUCGUUUAUGCAGCUAACAUGACAGAGACUCCGAGAUCAUUAACCCAUUCUGGGGUAUUCUCCAACUCUGAUGGCUCUGGAAAUGUUUCAAAUUCCUUCAAGGAUGGUGGUGGUAUUUCAGGGGAUCGACCUGCAACCAUUAAGGAGAUGGAGAUUGUUGUUCCAGAUCCAGUAAAGAUGUAUUCAUCAGCUGGGAUGGUAGAAUCGAAAUCAGUGGGAACAUUUUCACCUUUGCAAAAGCAAGAUGGUCACAGAGGUCUCUUUGUGGAUAGAGGUGUUGGAUCUCCAAGGCUGGUUAAAUCGUCUAGCUCUAGUACUUUCGCUGUUGAUCUCAAAUUGGAUACAGAAACCAAGAAUUCAAUGCCGGAAGCUUCAGGAGCUGUUGCAGCAGCAGCUGUAGCUGACCAAAUGCUUGGACCAAAGGAAGAUAGACAUUUGGCGAUUGUCCUGGUUGGUUUGCCAGCUCGUGGAAAAACUUUUACAGCGGCUAAGCUUACAAGAUAUCUUCGCUGGUUGGGUCAUGAAACCAAACAUUUCAAUGUUGGAAAGUAUCGACGCUUAAAGCAUGGAGCUAAUCAGACUGCUGACUUUUUCCGAGCUGAUAACCCUGAAGGCAUUGAGGCACGUAACGAGGUAGCAGCUUUAGCAUUUGAUGACAUGGUCUCUUGGAUGCAAGAAGGUGGCCAGGUUGGAAUAUUUGAUGCUACAAACAGUACCAAGAAAAGAAGGAAUAUGCUGAUGAAAAUGGCUGAAGGAAAAUGCAAGAUUAUCUUUCUAGAAACAAUAUGCAAUGAUGAACGUAUCAUAGAAAGGAAUAUACGUCUCAAAAUUCAACAAAGUCCUGACUAUGCAGAACAGCCAGAUUUUGAGGCUGGAUUGGAAGACUUUAAAACUCGACUAGCUAACUAUGGAAAGGUUUAUGAGCCAGUUGAAGAAGGAUCAUAUAUCAAAAUGAUUGACAUGGUCAGUGGACAUGGUGGACAAAUACAGGUCAACAAUAUCAGUGGCUAUCUUCCUGGAAGAAUUGUUUUCUUCUUGGUGAAUACACAUCUCACUCCUCGGCCUAUCUUACUUACAAGACAUGGAGAGAGUAAGGAUAAUGUUAGGGGCAGAAUUGGGGGUGAUACGGUUUUGAGUGAUAAGGGGGAGAUUUAUGCAAAGAAACUUUCUAACUUUGUUGAAAAGCGACUGAAAUCAGAGCGGGCUGCUUCUAUUUGGACAAGCACACUACAGCGGACAAUUUUGACAGCAAGUCACCUUGGUGGGUUCCCCAAGAUACAAUGGCGUGCACUGGAUGAGAUAUAUGCUGGGGUAUGUGAUGGAAUGACAUAUGAAGAAAUAAAGAAGAACAUGCCAGAGGAGUAUGAGGCACGUAAGAAGGACAAGCUGAGGUAUCGAUAUCCUCGUGGGGAAUCUUAUUUGGAUGUGAUUCAAAGGCUAGAGCCUGUAAUUAUUGAACUAGAGCGACAGCGGGCACCUGUGGUUGUGAUAUCUCACCAGGCGGUGCUACGGGCUUUAUAUUCUUAUUUUGCUGAUAGACCCCUGAAAGAAGUUCCUCAUAUCGAGAUACCGCUUCAUACCAUAAUAGAGAUACAAAUGGGAGUUUCAGGUGUUCAGGAAAAGAGGUACAAACUCAUGGACUGAACAAGUAUGCUUAAAACUAAGCGUUGUGACUUUUCUAAGUGCUGGCCGGAGGAAUUUCUCAUUCUUUUAAUUUUCAUUCGUUGGCAACAUGUACAAGUAGCAUAUAUUUGUCAACUUGUUACCUAAUAUAACCAUUACUCCGUAAAUUUUCAAUCUUCAAAAUCGAUAUCAUAUUGCUCUUGCAAAUGUCCCA